Cynocephalus volans (Philippine flying lemur) is the source of this 774-nucleotide messenger RNA. Its product is annotated as folate receptor alpha. The transcript is spliced from 4 exons. Gene Ontology annotation, cellular component: external side of plasma membrane. NCBI's taxonomy places the organism in Eukaryota, Metazoa, Chordata, Mammalia, Dermoptera, Cynocephalidae. The record is from RefSeq and is a predicted model, not a curated record. Gene Ontology annotation, biological process: cell adhesion; fusion of sperm to egg plasma membrane involved in single fertilization; sperm-egg recognition. Gene Ontology annotation, molecular function: signaling receptor activity. Bases 1 to 774 code for a protein of 257 amino acids.
AUGGCCUGGCUGAUGAGUACACGGCUGCUGCUCCUGCUAGUGUGGGUGGUCACCCUAGUGGGGGCCCAGCCCAGGACUUCACGGGCCAGGACUGAAGUUCUAAAUGUCUGCAUGGACGCCAAGCAUCACAAGGAAAAUCCAGGCCCUGAGGACAAGUUGCAUAAGCAGUGCAGGCCCUGGAGGAAGAAUGCCUGCUGCUCCACCAACACCAGCCAGGAAGCCCAUAAGGAUAUUUCCUACCUGUACAGAUUCAACUGGGACCACUGUAGAGAGAUGGCACCUGUGUGCAAACAGCACUUCAUCCAGGAUACCUGCCUCUAUGAGUGCUCCCCCAAUUUGGGGCCCUGGAUCCAGCAGGUGGACCAGAGCUGGCGCAAAGAGAGGAUCCUGAAUGUGCCUCUGUGCAAAGAGGACUGUCAGGACUGGUGGGAGGAUUGUCGCACCUCCUACACCUGCAAGAGCAAUUGGCACAAGGGCUGGAACUGGACCUCAGGGUAUAACCAGUGCCCAGUGGGAGCUGCCUGCCAACCCUUCCAUUUCUACUUCCCCACACCUGCUGUUCUGUGCAAUGAAAUCUGGACUCACUCCUACAAGGUCAGCAACUACAGCAGAGGGAGUGGCCGCUGCAUCCAGAUGUGGUUUGACCCAACCCAGGGCAACCCCAACGAGGAGGUGGCGAGGUUCUAUGCUGCAACCAUGAGUGGGACUGGGCUGCAUAGGGCCUGGCCUCUCCUGCUUAGCCUGGCCCUAACACUACUCUGGCUGCUCAGCUGA